AAAUUGACUAGAACUAUCAGCAUCUCAAUGAAAAUGAAUCAGCAUCAGAUUUAAAAAGUCAUCCGCAUCCACCGGCUUGAAAACAAUCAACCAAAAGUCACAUUUCGAAUGGUCAUCGAUCGAUCGAUUUCGCCAUUUCUCAAAUCAGCAUUCAUCGAUCAGAUCAAAGUAUAUCAUCACUUACAUCAACAUUCUGAAGCUCUGAGAGUGAUACCCACUAAGUUAAUCAUCAAUCGUAGCCUUCAGUCAAACAAACCACCUUCAUCAACUAUAACAACUCCUUUAUUCUCUUGAGCCAUUUUAAAUCAUGUCUACUUCAACUCCAGAUACUCCACCUGAGAUACAUUUGGAUCCCGAGGUUGAGGAACUAUGGUCUUCUCGGGCCCUUCUCCUCGUCCUCGUCCUCCUCAUUCUUUCCUUUUGGGUUUCAUAUUACCUAAAAAUCCGGCGGAUCAAGACCAUUCACGAGACGCUCGUUGCUCUCUUUGCUGGAAUGGUCAUCGGUCUUAUUGUUCGACUCUCCCCAGGAGAAGUGGUACAGAAUAUGAUCAGUUUCAAGACCACCAUCAUGUUAAACGUUCUCUUGCCUCCGAUCAUCUUGGCCUCUGGUUACGACUUGAAAGAGGAAAACUUCUUUCGAAACUUUGGCGUCAUUCUUACGUUUGCUUUUUGUGGAACUUUGAUCUCUGCUGUCGUCAUAGGUGCACUAGUCUACGUUUGGGCUCUUUUAGGUCUUGAGGGGCUCUCCUUGGGUAUCAUUGAAUGCCUGCUUUUUGGAUCCACCCUCUCUGCUACCGAUCCCGUCACCGUUCUUGCCAUCUUCAACACCCUCAAGGUCGAUCCCAAACUCUACAGUGUAAUCUUUGGUGAAAGCUUAUUGAAUGAUGCGGUCGCGAUCGUGAUGUUUGAAACCCUGUCUCAUUUUCACGGCGAAAAAAUCUCAGUCUUCUCCUUCUUCCAUGGAGUCGGUAUCUUCUUACUCGUCUUCCUCACCUCGAUGGCACUGGGUGUCGUCUUUGGUCUCUCCUGCUCACUGAUGCUCAAGCAUUCGAGAGUAUCUCACUUUCCCGAGAUCGAAAGCUGUCUCGUACUUCUCAUUGCUUACACCAGUUACUUUUUCUCAAACGCGCUCACUAUGAGUGGAAUUGUCUCGCUCCUUUUCUGUGGUAUCACCUUGAAGCAUUAUGCUUAUCAUAACAUGUCAAGAAGAACUCAGCGCACUACCAAGUAUAUGUUCACCACUCUCUCCUCACUCUGCGAAAAUUUUAUCUUUAUCUACCUUGGAUUAAGCCUUUUCACCCAGACUCAAUUGGUCUACAAGCCCAUCUUCAUCAUCGUUUCAGCUCUAGCAGUCUGUGUGGCUCGCUAUUGUGCCGUUUUUCCAAUCUCAAAAGUGAUCAAUGUAUUCUUCAGACGAGCACGCGGUCAUCGCACAGAUGAGCUACCUCAUUCUUAUCAGAUGAUGCUCUUUUGGGCUGGGCUGAGGGGUGCAGUGGGCGUCGCUCUGGCAGCAGGUAUCAAAGGUGAUAGUGCCGUCGCCCUUCGCACUACUGUUCUCGUGACUGUGGUCUUGACCAUGGUGGUCUUUGGUGGCACCACGAGUCGGAUGAUCGAGAUCGUGGGUAUUCAGACCGGAAUCGAAGACGAGUUGGAUACUUCAGACGAGGAGGCCGGUGCCACACAUGGUGGCUUUGUCAGUCUUGGUAGGAAUGAUCAUAAUUCGACCUUAUAUCACGGUUCGCGUAAUGGAAAACAAUCUCUUGGUGAUACACUCGACUUGGCCGCUGAUGUUCGGAACGAUCUACCUGCUGUUGGUCAUAAUGUUGGUGCUGGAUCAGACGAUCCCUACGAUCAUUUUGGCCAUCGUCAUUCUAGUAACACUUCUGUGCGACGUGAAGGUCGAAGUCCGUCUCCUGUACACUCAAUUACAAGUCAAGAUUCGGAUGACGAAGUAUUACCGACUGCAGGCUCCAACCCUGAUCGAGGAUCUGGACCUGAAGCUGAUGAGGCAGGCAAUCAUGACGCGGAGGCUGGUAACCGGAAGGUUUGGAGGGAUGGUCAAUGGUUCACAGUUCUUGACGAGCAGUAUCUGUUACCCGUUUUCAGUAACGCAACAGCCUCUCGAAAACAAGCUUCUAGGAAAGCUUUGCGUAAUCAACGGAUCACCAUGCCUGGAGGCAAUGGUGAUAACUCUGGGCUCAGUGAUCGACGAGAAUCGGAUGGAGAUUUAGCAGGAUCGACGUUUGGAUCACAACCCACUUCACCAUGGCUUUCAUCAUCACCAUCACUGGAAGAGGGAGUUCAUCGACCGCAUCAAUCAGGAGGUGCGCACCAUUAUCAUUCACAUCAGCGAGUACGGACAUCGGACCGUAGCGCUAGUAUUCCUUCACCGUUUCAAGGCUCAUUUUCGGACGUACUUUCUGCCUUGGUGAAUUAUCCACCUGCUGGACCUUCAUCAAUGGUGAAUUCAAUGAAACGACAUUCAUCAUCUUCAAUCUUACCGAUCAUCAAUCCUGGCCUUCGAAAGAAGAGAGACAGCGAUGAUAUUGGGAUAGUCGAAAGUUCAGGUUUAAGUCCAAGUCAGCAGAUGUUAGCAAGACAUCGAGCACCAAGUCCAUCAUCAAGGACAACAGAAGAAUUAGUUGAAAUCGAACAUGAAAGAGGUAUGGUCGAAUCGAAUCGAAAGACUACAUCAUCAUCUAGUAGAUCAGGAAGUAGUGUGAUCCUUGAAGAUGUUCAAAGCAGUCGAGGUACAGGACAAAGAUGGGGAGGAGGUAGUAAUAGUAAUAGUAAUAGUAGUCAUCAAGUCAGUUCACCUGAAGAUCCUAAACGAAUGAAUCAUGUAAAACAUAGAUCAGGUGAUAGAACUGGAGUAGGUGUUAAGAAACUUGUAAAAGAAUGAUGUUUUAGAUUUGAUGAAGUUUAAAAGGAGAAAACCAAAAAACUCUUGCGAAGACUCUUUAUAUAUUUAUAUAUAUUAUAUAGAAAAACACACGAAUGUGUGUGUCAUGUGUGUGUGUUUAGUAGGACAAACGAAUUGAGGAUGAUUGAUGAAAGGAAAAAGGGGUUUAAGUUGGCAUGAAUGUUUCUUUUCUCUUUCUCUCUCUCUUUGAUUUUGAUUCUUUUUUAUAUAUACAUAGAAUAUUGUGUUGAUCAUCUUGAGAAUAGAAGGUUACUGUUUUCUUCUUCUUCUUUGACUUGUUGAAUAUAUAAGAGGGAAAGGGGAGAAAGCGGUCCGGAGGGUUUUGUAUGAUGUGUUUGUGUGGGAAAAAGAUGUGGAUAAUAUAAUUUUGGUUAAGAUUUACUACAUAUAUAGAGGAGGAGGAUAGAUGAAAAGUGAUUAAUUUAUUGUGAACUGGGGAACCCAUUGAAAAUGUUGAUAACUUUUUUUUGAUGUUUUUUUUCAAAAGAUGAGGAGUGGGUGUUUGGAUGAUCAUUUCAUUGGAUUUGACUUG
This is a messenger RNA of Melampsora larici-populina 98AG31, 3455 nucleotides long. RefSeq lists its product as uncharacterized. The record is from RefSeq and is a predicted model, not a curated record. Bases 308 to 2902 code for a protein of 864 amino acids. The transcript is spliced from 8 exons. Gene Ontology annotation, molecular function: sodium:proton antiporter activity. Gene Ontology annotation, biological process: proton transmembrane transport; vacuolar acidification; sodium ion transport. Gene Ontology annotation, cellular component: fungal-type vacuole membrane; late endosome; early endosome. NCBI's taxonomy places the organism in Eukaryota, Fungi, Basidiomycota, Pucciniomycetes, Pucciniales, Melampsoraceae.